ACACGUAUGCCUCUAUAUGAAUUUUCAGACUUUGUUUUGCCAUCAUACCUAUUCAAAAGACAUAUCUGAAGCAUGACUGAAAACCUGUAUCGGGUUCUUUGAACCUAGACCGUGCAACCAACUGAACAAAUUCAUUGGUGACUCGAGCAAAUAUGCACUCCUGACAAUAAAAAAAGGAGAGCCCAUAAUUGAAAUUCGUUGAUGUGAAUAGCAUGACAUGAUUUCCUCCGGCUCAUCAUGUAACAUAACCUGGCCUGCAUGGGUAGAAAGAAGUAGACUUCACCUUCCUUUCUUAUACCUACAUCUUAAAAGAUAUUCUUACCGGAAGGCGCUUCUUCAUCCUGCCCCUAUAACCUCCACGGUUAGUAUAAUAUGCUAAAAAUCGACCACCAUGGUGAUAAAGGCCGUCUUGGUCACGGAGCACCUUCUGGCCCUGGUGUUUGUCUGUUUUGAGAAUCUAAUACACGGAGGUAUCAUCUUUGGCUGGCCCUCACUUGUCUUCGUCUACAUACAACUUGGAUAUUUCGGCGACCUAUGCUACGACAGCAGCGAAAACUCAACAUCUUCAACAGAGCUCAUCAGUACGACCGCUGUUUACAAUCGUAGCCGUGAUGAUACAUACAUCGUUAAAUCUUGUCCAGAGCAGGAGAGUCGCAUUCAACUCGUCUUCUCGGUGACCGUGGCGGUUCAGGCUGCAUGCAUGUUUCCAGUUGGUUUUCUAUUUGAUCACUACGGUACCAGAUUGUCACGUCUGGUCAUGAGUAUCCUGAUGCUUGUUGGCUACAUCUUGAUGGCAUUCAGUUCCCCGACGUACUCAAUUCUUGUUUUUCCUGGAACUAUCUGUUUUACAAUUGGAGGGGUCAUCAUGCUAUUCUCAUCUAUGCAGAUUGGGAACCUCUUCGAAGGUCAGAAAUCUACUACUAUUACCCUAAUCAACGCUAUGUAUGGUGGAUCUGUCAUUAUAUUCUUCGUUGCAAAGAUUGUGCAUGAUGCUGGGUUUUCUAUCAAUCUCCUCUUCUUCAUCAUGGCUGGAUCGGUGGUCCUCCUCAACAUCAACACAUUCCUUAUUCUCCCGACCAAGUACAUCCCCUGGCCACUUCCAGAGGGCUAUAGACUCAUCACAUGCGGAACACACAGGGACUCUCCAAAGGCAACAGAAAAGGGUGCUUACGAUAACCAGGGGUACAUCGAGGACCCAUUCAGCGAAGGGGUGGAUGAAAAUGGGUACAACAGGCAAAUUAGUGUGGUAUCGACACGCAGAGAAAGGUUUAAACGAAGUCGACAAACGAGCCAGUUGUCUCUUUCCAUGGACACGAGAAGCGAAACGAAUGAAGAUGGUGUUUGCGAGACUGAAGAACGGAAGGAGAAAGAGUUUGGUAGCCUUUGCUCAUGUCUCUUGUCAGUGCCAUUUUUUCUACUGCUUAUUUGGCAAGCAUUCCUGGAGACGGGUGUUCUCUUUACCUUUGGAACACUCAACUUUUUCUUAACAAGAUUGUCCAAUGGCGAUGAAGAUCUCGUGAGCUGGUAUAUUAACGUCUUCGCAAUCACACAAUUCUUCAUCUUAAUCGUUGGUCCCCUUGGUGGCCUUCUCAUGGACAGAAACUCCAUCUCUUGUUCUAAAAGAGAAAAACAAAAAAGAAGAGGUCCUUAUGCAGAGAUGCGAGAUAGCUGUCUUCCUUUGGCUAUAACAACCCUGGCUUCCAUCGGUUACUCCAUAUGCCUUUUGAUUCCAAGCCUUCAACUCCAGUAUCUAACUUUUAUCUUUAUUCUGGUGAUGAAGUCUCUACUCUUUGGAGUUGGGUCAGCGGUUGUGGCGGUAGUAUUUCCAAUGAAGUAUUUCACGAGUGUAUACGGCGCCAUGCGAACUAUGAGUGGAUUCUUCACCUUCCUCCAAUACCCAAUCUUCAUCUUACUACAAAGAUACCUCGAUGAUGACCCUUUCUGGGUGACCAUUGCAUUUAUUGUUGCUGACGUUUGUACGUUCACCCUACCCGCCGCCCUCUACGUCAUUAGCAAACGGAAAGAGUAGACUGAAAGAAUUGCAGUAGAGAGGUACCGCAGCCAUCAUCGAUGGAGUUCAUUCAUGUGACCUAGGGCUUCGACUGACUAAAAAGUCAUGCUUAAGUGCCAACACACUCAGUAUUUCAAUAUGCAAUCAAUCCCAUUGAUAGAUUUGCGAUAGAGCGCGUUCCACACGAGCGUGAUCUGACCAGGCACUACAAAGAGAUGGACAUUCAUCACUGAAAUGUGGCUGUCAUUGUCAUGAGAAUAACAUUCCUUUUGUCUACUUUGAUUCUACAAUGGUCACCGUCAAUAAGGCGAAGGGUUAAAAACACCAGUCCACAAUUUCCGUAUGCCCAAAAGAUAAUAAUUCACGUAAAUCCUGGAAAAUAAAUGUGCAGUUCUGGUUUAAAUUAUUAUCGGAAUUCUAAAUUAUUUUUCAUGCUAAUAAUUUUCAAAGAGGCAAUAUCUUCCUGCAAAAUGACGAUAUCUUUUCUCAUCUGCCUUUAUACCAGAGUCACUAAUUUAUGACUCUAAUGAACGAAAGGUUCUGAUUGAACAUGCUGGUAAUGCAUUUAAAUCCUUUUUAUUUUUUUCCAUGUGUAUUUCCGUCAGGAGCCUGGGAAAAAUUACACAUCAGUAAUCUUCAGCCAAGCGAUUCGAUUCAAACUUGUCAAUAGGAAGUGUUACUGUUUAAUUUAAAUUUAUGCAAUGGGGCGUAGAGCCGCAUCUGAGUCAUGUCACUAUAGCAUCCAACACGCCAUUGAAAUUUACAUUGUUCAGUUUCACAAACUUUAUCUAAAUAAAAUCGACCUCAUUAAUUAAAAAUGCAUUUGUUAAGUAUUCAUGUGAACAUAAAAUUAAGUUACGUUAUGACCUAAUCCCAAAAUAAAAAUUUUGUAUGAUGAUUUGAUAAUCCAGUGAGCGUUUAAGCUGUAUAUUCCAUUCCAAAUGUAUAUAUAAAUAAUAUAAUUGUCUUCCUAUCCGGGCAAAUUAUAGCGAGAAAAGUGAUGUGAUUUGUGCAAGUGUUUGACAGCGAGAAUUAUUGUAGUGUUAAAUCAUGCUACUGAGGAUGACAAUGGCGGUGUUUGCGACUGUAGCCGUGGGUGAGGGCAGUUGUGUGGGUGUGGGGGGAGGUGCGCGUGUGGUGAGGGUGUGCGCGUCUGUAUGUUAUUCUUAUUCAGAGGGCAUUCGGACUCAAAGCUUACAUGUCCAGAGUGUGAUCUAUAAAUCAGUUAUACGGUUCAAUAAUUUUUAAAAGGGCCUGUAUAUUUUGUCAUACCUUGUUAAAGAUAAAUUUAUAUCAUGAAAUAAAUGUUGCGGUGUAUAAAAUGUGUGAAAUAGUUUGAGAUGAAAUAUAACUUUUACUUGAAUUCGAA
Lytechinus pictus (painted urchin) is the source of this 3380-nucleotide messenger RNA. RefSeq names its product equilibrative nucleobase transporter 1-like. NCBI's taxonomy places the organism in Eukaryota, Metazoa, Echinodermata, Echinoidea, Temnopleuroida, Toxopneustidae. Gene Ontology annotation, biological process: transmembrane transport. The record is from RefSeq and is a predicted model, not a curated record. Gene Ontology annotation, molecular function: transmembrane transporter activity. Bases 392 to 2029 code for a protein of 545 amino acids. The transcript is spliced from 11 exons.